Molecule: messenger RNA, 3046 nt
Organism: Menidia menidia (Atlantic silverside)
Lineage: Eukaryota; Metazoa; Chordata; Actinopteri; Atheriniformes; Atherinopsidae
Source: the annotation of a GenBank genome assembly
UUUGUCAACUACCAGAAAACAAUUUCAGAGAAGAAGAAACCCACCAGGGGCUAGUGAACUAGCCUAAUUGAAAGCAUUAUUAAUCGAAAUAUGGCUGCUGUUCUUCCCUUACGACCGCCCUGUGAUAGCAACCCCGCAACCCCUGGAGCACAGUCUAUAAAGGAGGAUGUUAUUGAUGAGGUGUCGAAUGAUGGAAGCCAACCUCCCAAGAGAAGAAGAAUGGGUUCAGGGGACAGUUCCCGAAGCUGUGACACCUUCAGCCAAGAGCUUGGAGCUACUUAUUUUCCAGCAGAAAACCUUACAGAGUACAAGUGGCCACCAGAUGACACAGGAGAGUAUUACAUGUUGCAGGAGCAAGUCAGCGAGUAUCUCGGGGUUACGUCAUUCAAGAGGAAAUAUCCUGAUAUGGAAAGAAGAGACUUGUCCCACAAAGAGAAGCUCUACCUUCGGGAACAAAAUGUCAUCACAGAGACGCAGUGUACUCUUGGUCUGACAGCUCUUCGGAGCGAUGAAGUGAUAGAUCUGAUGAUUAAGGAAUAUCCCACCAAGCAUGCAGAGUAUUCAGUCAUACUGCAAGAAAGGGAGCGACAGAGAAUAGCUAAAGAGUACUCCCAAAUGCAACAGCAGAACCCUCAGAAGGUGGAGGCUAGCAAGGUUCCUGAGUACAUAAAGAAGGCGGCAAAAAAAGCGGCCGAAUUCAAUAGUAACUUCAACAGGGAGCGCAUGGAAGAGAGGAGAGCUUAUUUUGACCUUCAGACACAUAUCAUCCAAGUUCCACAAGGCCGGUUCAAGGUGCUAGCUCCAGACUUAACCCGGACAGGGCCCUACCCGGUGGCUCUCAUACCAGGACAGUUCCAAGACUACUACAAAAGGUACUCGCCCAAUGAACUGCGCUAUUUGCCGUUGAACACUGCUCUGUUUGAGCCUCCGCUGGAUCCAGAACUCCCUGCUCUGGACUCCGAGCCCGACUCUGACGAUGCCGAGGAUGGCAAGGAUGAAAAGAAAAACAAGAACUCAUCUGACAGUUCAUCAGGCAACACAUCAGACGUGGAGAGCCAGGAGGGUGGAGGUGGACAGAGCAAGUCCAAAGCCAAAGACAGGACCUCAACUUCUGGAAAAGACCAGCGCCAUUCCGCCCACAAAGCAGCCCAAGGGUACAAGCCUAAGGUCAUUCCCAAUGCUAUAUGUGGCAUUUGCCAGAAGGGUAAAGAGGCCAACAAGAGAGGCAAACCAGAGGCUCUCAUUCACUGCUCCCAAUGUGAUAACAGCGGCCACCCGUCCUGCUUAGACAUGACUCAGGAGCUGGUGUGCGUGAUCCAAACAUACCGCUGGCAGUGCAUGGAGUGCAAAACCUGCACCGUGUGCCAGCAGCCCCACCACGAGGACGAGAUGAUGUUCUGCGACAUGUGUGACAGAGGGUACCACACCUUCUGCGUGGGCAUGGACUCCAUACCGACAGGUCUUUGGAUUUGUGAGGUUUGCGACAAAGACGUUACCACAACCAAGAAGAAAGGAGGGGUCAAAACGCCAAAGAAGUCCAAGUCCAAGUGAUCCCCAUAAUUCACCAAAAAAUAUUCCACGCACAUAUUGCAUCCAAAUGCACUGCCAUUAAUUCAAAACUUUCUUGUCAGAACAAUAAUUUGGUCCAAAGAAACAAGCAAACUAAAUACCAUAAUACCAUAAUAAUGAUGAUGCCAAUGAUGAUGGAUUUAGGUCAGCUGAUCCCCACUUGCCUACCAAGCAUUCCCCUAUGUUUGUGAUUAAACUUAUGACUCAUGCAGUGGGCAUUAACUUUAACUGGUGAGCUUUUUAGCAUCAUGAAUGGCAUCACUACAGUUUCAUCAAAACACAGUUAACAUGAUAUUAAACAUAUUCAUUUCCAAGUUGUUUCGGGAGUGAUCAACUGUUUGGGAACUAGUUUUGUGUGAACAAACGGUGCUUUGAUUCCAGUCCCAUUCUGCUGAAUAUACCUCACAGUUGUUUUCCUGCCAUUUUCAUGUUUCUCUUUAUUUUAUUACAUUUUGGGUCGUUUUCGUGUUUAUUUGUUGUUGUUUUUUUUUAACAAAUGGUGCUUCCAUCCUGUGUAAUGUCGUUAUGUGACUGAGUGAAAGAAUUCAUGGAGUUUUUACAUUUUUUGAGCAAGGCUUUCAGCUAAUUGUGUCAGCCCUGUUAAGGUAAAGAAGAUAAAUGAAACCACUAGUUAGUAUAUUGAACUGUAAUAAUGCAAAAGUAGGUUCCAUCAUUUUGAUGACUUUUACAAAGAAAUGAUUUGUUUUUGUUUUCAUUUGUAAUUCUGUUUUGUAUUUUUUAAGGAAUAUUUUGUUUGCUUUCCUUCAACAAUUAAGUUGUUGAGGGAUUCUUUUCUACUAAUGUCAAGGCCACUGAUUUACUAAGUGUUUUUACAAUGAAGGCCUCUUUGAAAGGCAAUUUUUAGUUUUUUCCAUGACGUAUCACUAUAAAUUCUAACUUAGUUAUGUUCUUUUUUAUCCUUUUUAUUGUAGUUGAUGAGCAUCCUUGUGGUUUUCAUGUGAGGCAAUAAAAACAACCAUGACAACUAUGAAUGAUCACAAGCUACUGCGUUUUCCAAGUUUUCUAACCUUGCAAGAUUAGAAUACGUACAGGGAGUUAUUUAUUUUAUUUAGCCACUAUUUGGCCUGUUGACUGAAUAUGUUUCUUAAUUUGUAGACAACCUGACUAAUACCCUUAACGGGAAUAUUAAACCAGUGAUGCUUAGAUGGAAACUCAGACAAUCUUUAGAUUAAAGGGAAACAACAUUUAUCUAAUAUAUGAGUGGUAAAAUUAAUUUAAAUGCUUAAAUAUGCACCAUCUACCUUAAACCCACAACUAUUUGACAUAUGUACAACUUUUUCUCUGACACGCUGACUGUUUUGGGGACGAAAACUAACUGCAAUGUUUGGGAAUUAUCCACGCUUUGUAUAUCUGCUAUAUCUUGCAUUAGUUUUCCUGCAAAACGGAAAUACAUUGUAAUUGUGCAUAUGUUAUAUAAAGUGUUAAAUAAAAGAGAAAACUUUCCUAAAUCAAUAAA